AGUCAGUCCCGAUUGUUUGGUUCGGCUUUCCUGGUUUUACAUAUGUCACUGUACGCCGCUGAGGUCAAGGGGAGAGAAGCAUGGCUGCAUUUUUUAGGAGGUCUCGACAUUUACUGUUAAGGUGGAAUAAGCAUGUCGACCUUGCGCACGUGUCAGUGCGAUCAAUGGCCUCAAAAACACCAGUUGGGUUUAUUGGUCUGGGAAACAUGGGCAGUCCCAUGGCUAAAAACUUGCUGAAAAACGGUUAUCCUGUUAUAGCCACUGAUGUCUUUCCUGAAUCCUGCAAAGAGCUGCAGGAUGCAGGCGCUCAGGUAGUGGACUCCCCAGCAGAGGUGGCAGAAAGAGCCGACCGAAUCAUCACCAUGCUCCCCUCCAGUCCAAAUGUCACAGAGGUCUACACUGGCCCAAAUGGCAUCCUAAAAAAGAUAAAGAAGGGAACUCUGUUGAUCGACUCCUCCACCAUUGACCCUGCAGUCUCGAGAGAGAUGGCCGUCGCUGCAGAAAAGAUGGGUGCUGUGUUCAUGGAUGCUCCAGUGUCAGGAGGUGUCGGUGCUGCCAGCUUAGCCAAACUAACCUUCAUGGUAGGUGGAGUGGAGGAGGAAUACAACGCUGCCCAGGAGCUGCUCACCUGCAUGGGAGCCAAUGUCGUCUACUGUGGACAGGUCGGCACUGGGCAGGCAGCAAAGAUCUGCAACAACAUGCUGCUGGCCAUUGGGAUGAUUGGAACCGCGGAGACUAUGAACCUCGGCAUCAGACUGGGUUUGGACCCCAAGCUGCUGGCACAGAUCCUCAACAUGUCGUCAGGCCGUUGCUGGUCCAGUGACAAGUACAAUCCAGUCCCCGGAGUCAUGGAGGGAGUUCCCUCUGCCAACAACUACCAAGGUGGCUUUGGAACCACACUAAUGGCCAAGGAUCUUGGUUUGGCCCAAAACACUGCCACCAACACAAAGACCCCAGUCCCUCUGGGUUCCCUGGCCCAUCAGAUCUACAGAGUCAUGUCCUCCCGUGGCUACGCUAACAAGGACUUUUCAUCUGUAUUCCAAUUCCUACGUGAGGAGGAGGAAAAGUGAAUGGAGGGGGGAACACAGCUGACUAGGACACGACUGUAGACACACGCACACACGCGCACACACACACACACACGCGCACACACACACACACACACACACACACACACACACACACACCCUAGUUCCCCUUAUCCCACUAUGCUCAGGAGAGAAUAAGGCCUUGCCUUCUGGCACAGAUCUGUGGUCCAAUUAACAUACUGUAUGUUGACACAUGUCCCCUCAUUGCAUAGGCUGAAUUAUAUUUUCAGUUCAUCUCUUUUUUUCCGCUCUCCCCCUCUCUGCACUGGGGAAAUGCUAGAGCUGACCUUAGAUCAUUAUAUAGAGACAAAGCAAGUCUCUAGCCCUCAGUUGAGAGACCGGGGGCAUCAGGUAGGAUAAGAUGUUGCAGGUUUACAUGUAACUAUGCAAAUAAUUUGUGGGUGUUCAGGGUAACUGAAAUAUAUAUAACACUUGUUUUAAUGUUACAAUUUUUAUUCAUGUUUUGUUUGGUUUGUGGUUGUUAACUUUUUGCCCAAAUAUGCAAAUGGGUGCAUUCGAACGUGUUAACAGCAGCGUGUCAGUGCUGUCAAAGAUGGUGUUAAUCAAUCAUGUAGUUGUUGGCCAGACUUCCUGGCAACUUCAUUAUUUUCAUUACUGUAAGCGAUACACUUUUUUACCUGACAUAGAAAACUGCACCUACAUAGGUUGAACUUCCUUCGCACUACUACUACGCGACCAGUUCAGUUCCUUCACUGUGAAACAUGUGUCUGGUUACUUUUGCACUUGUGCAUUGCUGUGCGAUGUGCGGUACGGUUGCCAGGUCCCUUUGACCUUACCUCGUUUCUCUAUUGUCUACCUACGCUUAGUGAGCCGCAGCAGUAUUAUAUUGUGACCACCACUGCUUCAGUUUUGUAUCGUUUUCUACCAAAAGUUUUCAUUUUCUAGCCAGUUUUUACCGUGAAGACCCUCUUUAGAUAUUUCUCUAUCUCUCAGUGAGGAAUGGGUUCUUCCCUGUUCUGUGCAAAUGUACAUACUGUAUAUUUAACGUUGUAGUAUUAAAGAGAAAUUCAAACAAAAUAUAAUUUUUCAGUGGAUCUCUUUACUGUCUGCAGUAGGUCAUACUGUGGCUUAAAAUAAAAGAUUCUGGGUGUUUGGUCA
Betta splendens (Siamese fighting fish) is the source of this 2207-nucleotide messenger RNA. RefSeq names its product 3-hydroxyisobutyrate dehydrogenase a (gene hibadha). Gene Ontology annotation, biological process: L-valine catabolic process. Gene Ontology annotation, cellular component: mitochondrion. The record is from RefSeq and is a predicted model, not a curated record. NCBI's taxonomy places the organism in Eukaryota, Metazoa, Chordata, Actinopteri, Anabantiformes, Osphronemidae. Gene Ontology annotation, molecular function: NAD binding; 3-hydroxyisobutyrate dehydrogenase activity; NADP binding. The coding region runs from base 81 to 1070 and encodes 329 amino acids. The transcript has 8 exons.